Messenger RNA from Daldinia decipiens, 2992 nucleotides. RefSeq names its product subtilisin-like protein. Bases 8 to 2809 code for a protein of 933 amino acids. Gene Ontology annotation, biological process: proteolysis. The transcript is spliced from 2 exons. Gene Ontology annotation, cellular component: membrane; cell wall; cytosol. Gene Ontology annotation, molecular function: serine-type endopeptidase activity; tripeptidyl-peptidase activity. NCBI's taxonomy places the organism in Eukaryota, Fungi, Ascomycota, Sordariomycetes, Xylariales, Hypoxylaceae. The record is from RefSeq and is a predicted model, not a curated record.
CGCAACCAUGGGUCUACUGAUGCUUAGAGCUUUCUUUCUCUCUUUAUUUGCGCUGGGGGUUGCUACUAAAACCCCCAAACUCAUUGAUGGGGCAUUUAUCAUUGAGUUGGUGGAUGAUGUUGAAGGAGAUGGGAUUUACCCGAGGGAUUUCGACCAGCAUGCUGAAUUCCAUAAACACGCAUCAAGGCUUCCUUUUGAAUACUCUGUCGCACAUGAAUAUCGUUACCCGGGUAUCUAUUUUGGCUUGUCAAUUCGGGUUUCAGGGAAUAAUGAUCUUAGAUCUCCCGAGUUCCAGCUUAGGGACGUCCCUGGAGUUGUGUCGGUGAAUCCGGUCUACGAGGUGUCUCUGUCGGAUCCGGACUUUCCAGGUAUUCGCUCAAUUGAUAACCCCCUCCGAUCAUAUACGAACCCUCCAGCAAUGCCGGUAAUAUUGCCAAAAUCUGAUGGGGAUUUAUCUUCGACCCUUGAAAUGGCUGGUAUAGAUAAGCUUCACCAGCUUGGAGUGAAGGGUAAGGGUGUAAAGAUAGGUAUCGUUGAUACUGGCGUUGACUAUCGUCAUCCGGCACUGGGAGGUGGUUUCGGUCCCGGCUUCAAGGUCGCUGGGGGUUGGUCUUGGUUAGCCGAUAACGGAACUGCGUUUGAGCACGACGAUCCGCUUAUUACGUGCUACGGAGGAGGGCAUGGCACUCAUGUUACGGGAAUUGUUGGUAUGGAACCUCUUCUAGAUGGAGACAAAACAUUGAACAUAUCCGGUGUUGCUCCGGAGGCAACAAUUUAUAUGUAUAGAGUAUUUGACUGUUUGACUAACGGUGGGUCGACCGAUCGUAUUAUGGCAGCAAUGCUGCGGGCGCAAGCAGACGGCGUUGAUAUCAUAAGCAUGUCGCUAGGUAUCCAGGAGUCAUGGCAAGAUGGGACUGAUCCAUUAACAAAAGUCGCCGCGCGCCUUGUGGAUGCAGGUAUAGCAGUUAUUGUUUCUCAGGGGAAUGCUGGAUCCGGCAGCAAAUACGACCCUCAACUUUAUCGCACGUCGACGCCCGCUGAGCUACCAAGUAUUAUAUCUGUCGGCUCAAUUGCAAAUAAAAACUUCCCACUCGUCUAUACCUUUACAGAUUCCCAAGGCGCUACGCUUUCAUAUGCGUCUCUAUGGCCCAUCGAAUUCCCUGACGGCUUAGAGGUCUACUUGCUUGACGAUGGCUGUGCCGGUACCAGCAAGUGGGAUGAUGCUGUAUCGCUUCUGGAGGAUAAUGGAAAACUCAACAAUACUAUAGUUGCAUUUCCUAUCACUAGCGACUGUCGUGAUACUGGUGCUAGGGGCUGCUGCUCGAAGCGCAGUAUUCCUUACAUAAUGGGACUCUAUACGAAUAUGUCAGACCCGUACAAUGUAGCCUACGAGAUACCUUCCUCGGGCUCCAUAGGCGAUGGUUCGGUUCAGUACAUAUCAGUGAGUUUAGAGGAUAGCACUACACUUCUGGCGAAUAUGAACACCACCGGGCCCGAGAAAUAUAGGCUGUACUUUAAUGACACCUCCUAUUCGAGCCCUGCACAGGUUGUGGGUGGUAAAAUGGACUACUACUCGGCCUUUGGCCCUAUCUACCUGGACUACGACUUGAAGCCUCAAAUAUCGGCACCUGGUGGCGAAAUACUUUCUACUUGGCCUCUCGGAGAGCAAGGAUACUACUCCCUUCUAUCAGGCACGUCAAUGGCAGCCCCAUUUAUUAGCGGUUGUUACGCAUUAGUAAAAUCCCAGUUCCCUGACUUAUCUGUCACCGAAAUAAUUUCACUUCUACAGUCAACUUCAAGGCCCACGAAAUGGGUAUAUAACGAUACUAUGACUGCGGGGACCUUUCAACAGGGGGCCGGCUUGGUCAAUGCAUAUAACGCUAUCACAUAUCAGAGUCGCGUGUCUCCAGGCCAACUCCUUGUAACUGAUAACACGCGCACUACGUUCGGAGCAGUCAAUAUAACAAUUAAGAACUAUUCAAAUUCCACGAAGAAAUAUGAGUUAUCCCACGAAGGUGCCAGCUAUUCGGAACCAAACCCCCCUAAUAACCCCAUCUUUUCUCAGGAGAAUCAGCUCCCGAUAUAUGGGUCUGCCGAGUUUGAGUCAUCAACCAUCGAAGUCCCAGCAGAAGAAUCUACACUUGUAUCUUUUAAAAUCUUACCUCCCACCUCGGGUCUCAAUCCCGAACGACUACCAGUAUUUGGUGGCUUCAUAAAGGUGACCAGUGACAACGAAGAGUUCAGUGUGCCAUAUUCUGGCCCUCCUUACUCCUUAUACAAUGCCCAGUACAUUCAUGUCCUAAACACGAGCACGUCAGUGCAGCCGCAAAUCUCGUACAAGUUUCAGGACGACUGGUUUAUUAACAAGGGCUUACUGGAAGUUAAUUCUUCUAUGCUGUAUCGCUCGCUUAUCGGCCGCGACCAGUUCACUCGUGGAUAUCGGAUUGAUCUCGUACCUGCUAAUAUUAGUAUAGAACCUGACUUCUAUGGCUAUGAUCCGGCCGAACCGUAUGAGUACCGUUCCUCGAAUACGAUACCGCCGAUAUCAGUGUUCGGGCUGCCAUCCUACGGCACUCUAGUAAAUUCUACCGAAUUGCUGUCUCCGUCUACUUUUAACUGGCCCCAAGGAACCGGGCUUAAGGCUACUCUUCCUAACGGAACCGAAUACUCACCCGGCCCGGGAGACUACCGUUGGCUUGCUAGUGUGCUACGUUGGGGUGGAGACCCCGAUAUAUUGGAGGAUAAUGAGACAUGGCUUUCAGGGGUUAUAAGAUUCGUAGGAGAUGGGCCUGUAACAGAGCCUAUCUAGGUAGGGAUAUCCGAUGUACUUAUGGAUGGGAUAGUAGAUAUGCUUCAACAGUGAAACGUAUAUGAAUUAGUUACUUAGGAGCUAUUAACCUUACAUAACUGAUUUCGCCCCUAGGAUAUGAAGAUAAAUGGUACGCUCGGGGAGAGUGUGGGACAAGCUAUGUGGAUUUAAAGUGGAAUCUUA